UUGACAAGUAUCGCCUGUUCCUAUCAUCAAGUGUAUCAAAACGCGGGAACUACAUCAAUGCCAUUACACUUCCAUCCUACAUCAAGAACAAGGCAUUUAUAAUAACACCUUAUCCCCUGGUAGAGGAUGCUGUCGACUUUCUGCGCCUGCUCAGUGACCACGAAUCAGAUGAAGUCAUUUGUAUGGAUCCUCUAAUGAAAGUUGAAUCAACAAAGAUGUGGCUACCAGCUGCCAAUAGCAAGAAAUCUGUCGCUCCAUACACGGUAAAUUGUGGACAGGAGCAAGUCACAGAUAUCAAAUGUUCAACAAUCAACAUUAUCCAAGAUGGGGCAAAUGACGAGGGAUGUUCCGUGUCGAUAAUAGAACCAACAGGAAGCUUGAAAAUAGUAGAAAACUCACAGGCAACAAUACAGAUGUUACAUUUGGUUUCAUCUGCACUUCAAAGUAAAACUGAGGGUCCCAUUACAGUAGUCAGCAGGGACGGAGCAGCCCUUUGUGGAGUUUUCUGUACCGUGUUUAACACACUACAACAGUUGUCUAUGGACGUGGAGGUGGACAUAUUUACUGCCGUCCGUCAGCUACAAAUCAGACGACCGGAGCUCUGCUCUACUUUGGAGGAGUAUAUGAUGAUCUACAAUGUUGUUCUGGACUACAUCCGGGCACAAGAGGAAACAGCAGAGGAAAAUAUUUAUAGCAACCAAUGACAACAUUCUCGAAUAAAAAUGUAGAUGACUUUUUGGGGAAAAUACUUGUAGGAAGACAAAAUAUUGAUUUGCGAUAUAAAAACUAUAAAAUAUCUCUUUAUCAUAUUGCAUAACAUCUGCGUUCAUUUAAUGACUAAAGUACAUUAAAUCAAAUGUAGUAAUUCAUUUUAUUGUUUAACUGGCUUUAAAUUAAAACAUUUUAAUUUUCAUGUACAUAUAUUUUGUUGCUAUUGUUUGUAUUACUACUGUAAUUCUAUGAACUUGUGCAUUGUAAAAUGAAUACUUUACGUUGUUUACUUUUUCAACUGCAUUACAAAACACUUAAAUAUUUUUUUCUUGUUAAAUUGGAAUAUAGAUUCCCCAUGCUUGAAAACACAGCAGAGAAAGCAUGUAUUUUGUAAUUAAAUGUAUAUCUCUUUGAAAGUCCAGAAACAUAAAUCAUUGAAAGUAUAUUUUGUGAAUAUAGCAAUUCAAAUUUUUGUAUUGCUUAAUGAAAUUUUGAACUUGAAAACUUUUCUUUAUCUCCAUGUGGAAAGUCAAAAUCUGUUAUAUGAAAGGUACCUUCAGAUUUCUCAAAUUUGAGAGACAUCUUCUCUCAAUGAUCCUUUCGAAAUGUUGUUUGGUGAGAAUUCGGAUAUAAUUUUAUGGUUACCUGAGUAACCUCAUGUGACCUAUUGCUAUCUGUUUUCGUCAAUCGUUGUUCUUCGCGCGCUAAAAUUUGAACAUUUUGAGCUUCUUCUCUGAAACCGCUUAACUAAUUUCAACCAAUUUUGGCAUAUUCAUGUAGCAUCCAGGGAAGGAGAAGAAUA
This is a messenger RNA of Saccostrea cuccullata (small rock oyster), 1513 nucleotides long. Its product is annotated as receptor-type tyrosine-protein phosphatase epsilon-like. Lineage: Eukaryota; Metazoa; Mollusca; Bivalvia; Ostreida; Ostreidae. The record is from RefSeq and is a predicted model, not a curated record. Gene Ontology annotation, biological process: protein dephosphorylation. The transcript is spliced from 6 exons. Gene Ontology annotation, molecular function: protein tyrosine phosphatase activity. The annotation marks the transcript as partial.